Camarhynchus parvulus is the source of this 2588-nucleotide messenger RNA. RefSeq names its product MYB proto-oncogene like 2 (gene MYBL2). The transcript has 13 exons. Gene Ontology annotation, biological process: regulation of DNA-templated transcription. Gene Ontology annotation, cellular component: nucleus. The record is from RefSeq and is a predicted model, not a curated record. NCBI's taxonomy places the organism in Eukaryota, Metazoa, Chordata, Aves, Passeriformes, Thraupidae. Bases 89 to 2002 code for a protein of 637 amino acids. Gene Ontology annotation, molecular function: RNA polymerase II cis-regulatory region sequence-specific DNA binding; DNA-binding transcription factor activity, RNA polymerase II-specific.
GCGCCGUUGGCGCGAGAUAGGAAAGCGCCGCCAGCGCCGCCGCUCCGGACCCGCGCCCGGCCCUCAGCGCGGCCCGGCCCGGCCCGACAUGGCUCGCCGUGCCCGCGGUGAGGACCAGGAUGAGCCGCAUUACCAGGAUACCGAUUUGGAUGUGCCGGAGCAGCGGGAUGGCAGGUGCAAGGUCAAGUGGACACCAGAAGAGGAUGAGCAGCUGAAGAUGUUAGUGAGCCAUUAUGGACAGAAUGACUGGAAGUUCCUGGCCAGCCACUUUCCUAACCGCAGUGACCAGCAGUGUCAGUACCGGUGGCUGAGAGUGCUGAACCCAGACCUGGUUAAGGGCCCGUGGACCAAAGAGGAGGAUCAGAAGGUCAUUGAACUGGUUAAAAAAUAUGGCACCAAGCAGUGGACCCUGAUAGCCAAGCACCUGAAAGGGCGGUUAGGGAAGCAGUGCCGGGAACGCUGGCACAACCACCUGAACCCUGAGGUGAAGAAGUCCUCGUGGACAGAGGAGGAGGAUCGCAUCAUAUUUGAGGCCCACAAGGUCCUGGGGAACCGCUGGGCAGAGAUUGCCAAGCUGCUGCCUGGGAGGACUGACAAUGCUGUGAAGAAUCACUGGAACUCCACCAUCAAGAGGAAAGUGGACACAGGAGGUUUCCUCAAUGAAACCAAGGAGUCCAAGUCUCUGUACUUGCUCGUGGAGGUGGAUAACAAGGAGAGGCAAAGUCAGACGACAGCUGAGAGCCAGAACGUCCUGCCGAACUGGCCAGUGGAUGUCUCUGAAAUAAAGGAAGAAGAUGUCAGUGAUGAGGAAGUGACAGGUGUGCAGGAGCUGCCCUUGGAGCUGCCAGCUGCAGAAGUGGCAGAGCAGAAUGUGGAGGGGACCCCAGAUGAUGCAGUGCCCGAGGAUGGCACUUCAUUGGUCGAAUCACCAUACAAAUGGGUUGUUGAAGCUGCCAACUAUUUGUACCCAGCUUGUGCCCCAGCCCUCAGUGAAGCUCUGGACAUGAUUGAAUCUGACCCAGAUGGGUGGUGUGACCUGAGCCAGUUUGACCUGCCCGAGGAGCCCUUGGCUGGCAGCAGCAGUGGCAGCGCCAGUCCGGCCAGACCAGCGCCCGGUGAGGCGGCCCCGGCGCUGCCCAGUGUCACCGAGUACCGCCUGGAUGGCCACACCAUCUCUGACCUGAGCAGGGGCAGCAAGGGAGAGCUCAUCCCCAUCUCCCCCCACGCCGAGGGCAGCUUUGGCACCCCGCCCUCAGUGCUGAAGAGGCAGAAGAAGAGGAAGAUCUCCCUCUCGCCUGUCACAGAGAAUGUCACCAGCACCAGCAUGUCCUUCCUCGACUCCUGCAACAGCAUGACGCCCAAGGGCACCCCUGUAAAGACACUGCCCUUCUCUCCAUCUCAGUUCUUGAACUUCUGGAGCAAACAGGAUACACUAGAACUGGAGAACCCUUCCCUGACCUCCACGCCUGUGUGCAGCCAGAAGGUGAUUGUCACCACCCCACUGCACAGGGACAAGACCCCUCUGCUCCAGAAGAACUUAGCGUUUGUCACACCAGAUCAGACAUAUGUGGUGGACAAUACUCCUCACACUCCCACGCCUUUCAAAAAUGCCCUGGAGAAAUAUGGACCAAUUAGACCUCUGCCCCAGACUCCUCACCUGGAAGAAGACUUGAAGGAGGUGCUCCGAAGUGAAGCUGGCAUUGAACUCAUCAUCGAGGAUGAUGUGAAGCCUGAGAAACAGAAGAGGAAACAAGGGCUGCGCAGAAGCCCCAUCAAGAAGGUCCGGAAGUCUCUGGCCCUGGAUAUUGUGGAUGAAGACAUGACACAAAACCUGCCUGCCCUGCCCAAGACUGUGUGUUUCAAAAGAGCCCAGAUGACCAGGGCUUGGAAAGCAGUGGCCUGUGGUGGAACUCGAGACCAACUCUUCAUGCAGGAGAAAGCUCGACAGUUUUUGGGCACAUUGAAACAGAGUCACACAUCAAGGACCUUAAUCUUAUCAUGAAGGAUUGUUCUGCUUUCUAAUCUUAUUUUUUAAACCUUUUUAAUAAGUGGAGGGGGAACCACAGGAAAAAAUAUCUUCUGCCAUGCCUUAGUAUAUGGGAGUGGAUUUUUUUUUUCCCUUCAGUUCCCAGGUAGAUCUACAUUGUAAUAAAUUGGGCUAACUGCUGGCUAGUGUGUGGAAUGCAAGCUUUGGGAUCAUUAUGGAAAGGCAAACAAGGAGGGCUUGGAGAGCUGACAGCAAGACCUCUCUCUGUAAGACGUGAGUUCUGGAAAAGUGGAAGCAGCAGCCAUGUUGCACCUUGGAGCAGCAGGUGCUGGAGACCAGCCUCACAGCAUCCCUGGAUUCCUGCUGCUGCUCUGGUACCUCAGCAAUGGCUUUGUGAAGGUUGCUGCAUGCCUUGAGUGUCCCUCCUGGCUUUCCCCAGGGGAUGGAGUGUCUCCCUGGGCUGGAGGAGGAGGGAGGGUGUGGUGCUGUGGGGUAACCUGUGCCUGGAGCCCCUUGCUCCCCGUGGUGCUGCUUUGUCCUGCCAUGGCUCCAGCAGGGGCCUCUCCCCACGACUGUGCUCCCUCUUCCAAUAAAUGAUGGU